This is a messenger RNA of Tupaia belangeri chinensis (Chinese tree shrew), 5399 nucleotides long. RefSeq names its product terminal nucleotidyltransferase 5A (gene TENT5A). Gene Ontology annotation, biological process: mRNA stabilization. NCBI's taxonomy places the organism in Eukaryota, Metazoa, Chordata, Mammalia, Scandentia, Tupaiidae. The record is from RefSeq and is a predicted model, not a curated record. Gene Ontology annotation, molecular function: RNA binding; poly(A) RNA polymerase activity.
CGGGCCGGGGUCGGGGAAAGGCGAGUUCGCCAGCCGCCGCCGAGCGCACUCGCAGCUCCUGAAGUGUUGCCGCCUCGCGGUUCCUCGCUCUGCGCUCCUAGAAGGGGCGGCCGCCUCCAGGACUGACCAGGGCCAAGUGGCGUUCGGCGGGCACUACAUGGCGGAGGGCGAAGGAUACUUUGCUAUGGCCGACGAAGAGCUGGCCGGGGGCUCCUACAUACCCCUGGGCGGCGAAUUCAGCGGCGGCGGCGACGGCUUCAGCGAGCCCUGCUUGGACUAUUGCGAAAGCCCCACGGCGCACUGCAACGUGCUGAAUUGGGAGCAAGUGCAGCGACUGGACGGCAUCCUAAGCGAGACCAUCCCGAUCCACGGGCGCGGCAACUUCCCCACACUGGAGCUGCAGCCCAGCCUGAUCGUGAAGGUGGUGCGGCGGCGCCUGGCGGAGAAGCGCAUUGGCGUCCGCGGUGGCUCGGCCGCCAGCCACGUCCUGCACCAGGACAGCGGCCUGGGCUACAAGGACCUGGACCUCAUCUUCUGCGCCGACCUGCGCGGGGAAGAGGAGUUUCAGACUGUGAAGGACGUCGUGCUGGACUGCCUGUUGGACUUCUUACCUGAGGGGGUGAAUAAGGAGAAGAUCACACCGCUCACGCUCAAGGAAGCUUAUGUGCAGAAAAUGGUUAAGGUGUGCAAUGACUCUGACCGAUGGAGUCUUAUAUCCCUGUCAAACAACAGCGGCAAAAAUGUGGAACUGAAAUUUGUGGAUUCCCUCCGGAGGCAGUUUGAAUUCAGUGUAGAUUCUUUUCAAAUCAAAUUAGACUCUCUUCUCCUCUUCUAUGAUUGUUCAGAGAAUCCAAUGACUGAAACAUUUCACCCCACCAUCAUUGGCGAGAGUGUCUAUGGCGAUUUCCAUGAAGCCUUUGAUCACCUUUGCAACAAGAUUAUUGCCACCAGGAACCCAGAAGAAAUCAGAGGGGGAGGACUGCUUAAAUACUGCAACCUCUUAGUGAGGGGCUUUAGGCCUGCCUCAGAUGAGAUCAAGACCCUUCAGAGGUAUAUGUGUUCCAGGUUUUUCAUCGACUUUUCAGACAUUGGAGAACAGCAGAGAAAACUGGAGUCCUAUUUGCAGAACCACUUCGUGGGAUUGGAAGACCGCAAGUAUGACUAUCUCAUGACCCUUCACGGAGUGGUGAAUGAGAGUACAGUGUGCCUGAUGGGACAUGAAAGAAGACAGACUUUAAACCUUAUCACCAUGCUUGCUAUCCGGGUGCUAGCUGACCAAAAUGUCAUUCCUAAUGUGGCUAAUGUCACUUGCUAUUACCAACCAGCCCCGUAUGUAGCAGAUGCCAACUUCAGCAAUUACUACAUCGCACAGGUUCAGCCAGUGUUCACGUGCCAGCAGCAGACAUACUCUACUUGGCUACCCUGCAAUUAAAAAAUCAUUUUAAAAUGUCCUGUGGGGAAGCCAUUUCAGACAACAUAGGAAAAAAAAAAAAAGAGAGGAGGAAAAAAAUAAAAGAGUGACUCAGCCCUGAUUAGGGAUGUUUUGUACAAAGAUGAUAUGCUCCUGGUUUUAAGUGUGGCAAAGCUUAUGGAUCUUUUAAUAGGUAUGGGAGCAUGAUCUCCAACCAAUCCCUUGCCUGGCCCCUUCUAUAUCCUCUUACUCAGUUGGAUUCUUAUUCUGAAACAAAAGAGACCUGUCACUAAAAGCAACCAGGUUCUCCUAAGAUAACAAGGGAAAAAUAUGCUUGAUGACAAUAUGGGUUUGCAGUAUCUGCGCCCAUAGCUUUGCCAUAGGAGAAAAAAAAAAAGUGGAAAUUUCUUUUAAGAUGGAUUCAUAAAAGGGAAACUAUAGAGGAAAAAAGGUCUCACCAAACUUGUUUAUCAGCUUAAGAGUUAAGACAGUAACAAUACAGAAAGAAGGGGAACUCCAGCCCUGGGAUUAUUGUGUGAAGCUUGUAGCAAGUGCUUUCUGUGGAAUGAUCCUCUUGCGCUAACAGAAACGGCUUGCUCCAAAUGAACAGUAGUAGGUUGGUUCAGUUCUCAUAACAAACAGCAGAAUUUAAGAUGACACAAUCCAUUAAUUCCAGCUGCGUGCAUAGCUCACAUUUUUAAAACGUGAAAAUGCAAGCAAAAACAGCUGUAGCAAAGAAAGUAUGCUCAAGGACCAAAGAUUUAACAGAUAAAAUUACCCAAGUAGAAGAGAUAUAGUAGAAUAUAUAAAGAGUUAACUAUAUUUGUUACAUACCAAUAUACAUCAAAGUGCCUGUUGCCUUCUGAAAAUUUGAAGUGGAAAAAUUAUUUUAUGGUUUAUUGAUUAUUUUAUCAGGGACUCAAGAAGAAAAUAAACACAUAAGCUUGUGAAUGGUGGAGGAAAUGCCCUAUUUUUUCUUGGCAAAAACUUGUAUAAAGUUAACAUUGUUGGUGUGAUAUAGGUAUGUGUGUGUAUAUUAUGUGUAUGUAUACACAUGUGAUAUGUAUAUAUACACACAAUACAUUGACUAUGAUCUAGAAUAAUGUAUCAAAUAGGAAAUGUUUAAAUACUGUGCUUUUAUGUUUUAAUAGGAUGACAUGAAACAUGACAUGGGCAUAUUGCAAUGAUGAAUUAAAACCUACAUCUAAAAAUUUUAAAACAAAUGAAGGAGGGAAACUAAUAUAUUUGAUAGAAAGAGAAAGAUUAUACAUUUUUAGUGAGGUUUUUUUUUUUUUUUUUCCUUUUUUCUUGGUGAGCCAUAGAAUUCCACAAAUGGGAGAAUAUUCGUUUGGCAGAGCACUCUUUUUUAUAUUGAACUGCCAUUUUGACAGUCUGAACUUUUUUUGUUUGUUUGUUUUUUAAGUAAUCACAUGACUCCAUGGUGUUUAAUCUAGUGGAUCAUGGAUCAGUGAUAGGCUAUUUAAAUCCCUGACUGCUAAAAAGAAUUUCUGGUGAUCGGAACACUACUUAUUAGUAUUUAAAUAAAUUUUUUAAUGAAUGCAUUCUGCAUUUCUGGACCACUAGAAUUUAGUAAAUGUGAAAUGACCCUUUUUAAAGAGUAUUUGCACAAUUGCUUAAAAUUUAUAUAUGAGAUAUAUAUUAUAUAUAACAUUUUAUAAAUUCAUGUCAGUAUGAAACAUCUUCAAUCUGGUUGCCACACUGCAUUUAAAUAUUUAGUACUGUACUUUAAAUUAAAUCACUUCGCAUUAAACGAAAUCCAGUUCAUUUUCUUUUACAAGAGACCAGUUAUACUUUUGUGAAAUGAACUGGCAUUACUCUUUCAGUUCAGUGACAGCUAAUCCUAAAACCACCCCUUCUUCCAGCCUUUAAUUCCUCUAUACACUGGUCUCUGAAAAUGCAUUUGUUUAAAACAAAACUAAAAUAUAACAAUCUUCCCUUUGUUUUGUGAAACCUCCAUAUAAUGCCCACCAGUCCUAGUGGAUGACCGCUUACUAUGAUGAUUCCUCUGAAGACCUAAACAGAAGAUUUUGUCAUCAGUUAGAGGGACCAGGGCAGAAAAUAGUAUUGGCAGUGUGAUUUGUUUGUUUAUCUGAGUAUCCCUCAAAUGCUUAGUGCUAUGUUAAUUCAGGUUAUUCCAUUUGGACUACCUUUUGUGCAUCUGUCUUUGAAGCCUUAACAGGAACCUGAUGGGUUUGCUGUUGCAGCUUUCCUGUGAAUUCUGUCAGAGCUGCAACAGAACCUCACUGCCACUCACUGUCUUCUCGGGAACUUUUCCUGCUCCCACGUUGGCUCAGACUCCCUCACUCCAGCCCUGGGUUUGAAAAUUUAAUUGCAGAGUUCCAGGAAACAUUAUUCAAUUUGUAGUUAAGUCUGGCACUCACCUGUCAGAAGACAGAUCUCCACCUGCUUGGCUGUUUGGAAGUUUUCCAAAAGAAAACUAAGGGGAUGCUUGGGAACAAAAACAACUGGUGAUCUGCUUUCGUCUCAUCCUAACUCUUGACAAAUGAGUCAUCUUUGAUGUUAAGAGUCUGGAGGUCCCUGGCUCUGCCAUAGCAACAACCUACUGUUAGCUUACUACAUAGAUUUUUGUUUGGAGGAGCCUUAUUUGAAAAUACACUUGUCAUUUAUUUUCUCAAGUAUUUAUACUCUUACUUUAUUUUUUCUCUCUGCUUACUUCAGGGUUGGUAGCUUAGUUGGAAGUGCCAGCACCUGGCAUUCAUAUAGAACAGGCUGUACUCGAGACAUCUUUUAGCAUUUAUUUUAGGACCUAUAUAAUUUAUUUUCUAUUUUGUAUGUACUAUAGUCUUGUGCAUAUGUAGUUGAACUCACAGUGGAAUAUAUGUCUCUCUUUGUGGAUGUGUGGCCUAAAAGUUGGAGUGUCUGUUGAGAGAGAGCCAUGUGUAAAGGUGAGAGAAAAGAACAGCUCUCAACUCUUGAUUAGUGCCUGUGAUUUGUUUGCUUUUGUGUUUAUCUGGUCUAGAGUGCUGUUACAUUAAAACAGGUGGAAGUUCUAUCUUCCAGAGGCUAUUCUCACCUGUCCAGUCUGGCAUGUCAGAGAACACUUAGCCUGUGACUAUGGCCUUUUAAAAGUUUACUUUGUUUGCAGUAAAUCCAGCUGCCUCAAGAACUCCUACAGUUAAGCAGGACAUUUCCCUUCCACAAAUGGAACCAAGUAUCUGCUCACUUUGCAAUAGUGUGGAUUCUUUCAACAUGGCUCCAAAACAUGCAAAGGUGGAAGAGUAUUUGUAAUUCAAGCCAAGAAGGAAACGAAAUGAAACGUUUUUUUUUUUAACCAAACCUCUUUCUGUUUGCUUAUGUUGAUUGCUUUACUGUGCAUAAAGUUGUUUUCAGUGCAAUGCUUGUUAAAUAAAUAUUGUGAACUAUUUUGUAAAUGAAAUGUAUUAUGUUGAAAGCUGUCAGCAGUUCAAAAAUAAGCUUUUUUGUCGUUGAAGAUGAAGUGUGUUAGAUGAAACCCCAAAGCCAAAAAAAAUUCUUUUUCAUAUAUAGCGCCUAUUUGAAUAUAAUCUUUCUUUAAGAUGUCUUUUAGCGUAGCCUUUUCAGUGCUAAGAAAGAAUCUAUGUAAUGUUUUGUUAUAAUAAUGGCUUGCUAAAAAGUAAAUGGUAAAGUUCAAAGUCACAGGGUGUAGGUAACUUGGCGAGAUUUGCUGCGAAGCCUUACAGAACAGAGGAGGCUCUGCCCGCUGGCUGUCUCUCUCUCCAACUCUCUACAACCAUUGUCUGCUCUGAGGCGUCCUGUUGCAGCAAGCUGCUCCUGGACUCACUCUUUUGGAAUAUUUUUGACUAUAGACUGUGUCACAGGCAGAAAAGGAGUUGAUGGAACAUGAACUCUUAAAAACUGACAUGUCUGAAUCAGUGCUAGAGGGAACAGAUUGUGAAUUUUGUUUACAGCAUCCAAUAUUUGGAUUUUUUUUUUUUGUAAAUAAAAAGAAGUUAUUUUUUUCUAUUGA